Messenger RNA from Acinonyx jubatus (cheetah), 3634 nucleotides. It is a transcript of the gene GABRA6, whose product is annotated as gamma-aminobutyric acid type A receptor subunit alpha6. Gene Ontology annotation, molecular function: GABA-A receptor activity; transmitter-gated monoatomic ion channel activity involved in regulation of postsynaptic membrane potential; inhibitory extracellular ligand-gated monoatomic ion channel activity. Gene Ontology annotation, biological process: chloride transport; monoatomic ion transmembrane transport; gamma-aminobutyric acid signaling pathway. The transcript is spliced from 8 exons. The record is from RefSeq and is a predicted model, not a curated record. Bases 1382 to 2521 code for a protein of 379 amino acids. Lineage: Eukaryota; Metazoa; Chordata; Mammalia; Carnivora; Felidae. Gene Ontology annotation, cellular component: neuron projection; postsynapse; synapse.
CAACGUCAGCAUUAACCAUGUCCAUGGAUGCUUUAUUCUUACAGUAUUUGUACAUGGGGAACCUUAAUCAGCUAUUUCCAGACAUUGUCUCUUAUAGGCAGCAUCCAUGAAAUCGGCCGGGUUUUUAAAGAUAGUGGUAGGACCUAUUUAUAUCUUAGCUUGAGAUGACAUAUCUUUGACAGGAAGGAUAAGCAAAAUACAUAAACACAAACAAACAAACAAACCAAACCAAACCAAACAAACCAACCAACCAAACAAAAAAAAACAGAAAAAAAAAUUAAACCAACAGCCAGACGAUGAGGAGUUGUUCUAGUGUAUUGUAAGUACUUUUCAAUGAAUAAUGAUGGGUAAUUUUAAAUGUGGAGGAAAGGUGCAUCUGAUGCCAUAAAGCUGAUGAAAUCAGAAAGAUAACCCAAAAGGAUCUCAAUAUUGUUAGAUUUUAUAAGCAGUAAGAGCUGUGUAGGAAUCCUUCUGUGAACCACAGAAAUAAUAAAUGCUGAGCCGUUGGAACAUAAUCUCAAUCAGCAAGAUGCCACAGCUUUCCAGAUUUUCUCACAGGGACCUGCUAAUUCCAUGCCAAAACUAGCAGUGGAUUUCUUCCUUCUAAUCUCCCCUAAUGCCUUAUUCAAUUAUUGUCACUGCUCUCCGACCAUACAGUGUCCUUUCAGACUCUUGUUUCCUAACUGAGUCCACCAGAAGAGGCUGAAUGUCCAUCAGGAUGUAGUCUAAGACCAUAAGCCACCUUGUUCCACAUGAAAAGGCAAAAACGAGAACAAGAGAGCAAGGGAGACCUUCAAAGUUUUUCUGGUAACCUCUUCAUCUACGGAUUACUGGCUGGACACAAACAGGGAAAAGAGAUAUGAGGGGUCUGGAAUAUUACUCUAGUUGAUUGGCAAAGGGGUGCUUGUUAGGAGGGAGGAGAAGCCAGGAGGAGGGUGAACUGGGGCAUUGCAGUGCUCUGCAGGAUGGCGUCGCCUCUGCCCUGGCUGUACAUUAUUCUAUGGUGAGUAAGAUUUUGUUUUUUCCCUUCAGCGCUAAGGAAAGUGAAAGCGCACACCCACUGGGUGACUUCUGUAGCAAAUCAUGGAAGAAGCCUGGGUGGUAUGGCAUGUAUUUGUGGUGGAGUAUAUGAGGGUGGAUUGGACAGCCUAUUUUCUCUGAGGCUGGGAGUGAGGAUCAUUGACUGUCUACUCACAGGGUAGAAAAUACCCUAGGGAAACUUGAAGAUGAAGGGAACUUCUACUCAGAAAACAUCAGUCGGAUCCUAGACAACUUGCUUGAAGGCUAUGACAAUCGUCUGAGGCCAGGAUUUGGAGGUGCUGUCACUGAAGUCAAAACAGACAUUUAUGUGACCAGUUUUGGGCCCGUGUCAGAUGUGGAGAUGGAAUAUACAAUGGAUGUUUUCUUCCGCCAGACUUGGACUGAUGAGAGGUUGAAGUUUGGGGGGCCAACUGAGAUUUUGAGUUUGAAUAACUUAAUGGUCAGUAAAAUCUGGACACCUGACACUUUUUUCAGGAAUGGCAAAAAAUCAAUUGCUCACAAUAUGACAACCCCUAAUAAACUCUUCAGAAUAAUGCAGAAUGGAACUAUUUUAUACACUAUGAGGCUUACCAUCAAUGCUGACUGUCCUAUGAGGCUGGUUAACUUUCCUAUGGAUGGGCAUGCUUGUCCACUCAAGUUUGGGAGUUAUGCUUACCCCAAAAGUGAAAUCAUAUAUACAUGGAAAAAAGGACCACUUUACUCAGUCGAAGUCCCAGAAGAAUCUUCAAGCCUCCUCCAGUAUGAUCUGAUUGGACAAACAGUAUCUAGUGAGACAAUUAAAUCUAACACAGGUGAAUACGUAAUAAUGACAGUUUAUUUCCACUUGCAAAGGAAGAUGGGCUACUUCAUGAUACAGAUAUACACUCCUUGCAUUAUGACAGUCAUUCUUUCUCAAGUGUCCUUCUGGAUUAAUAAGGAGUCUGUCCCAGCCAGAACUGUCUUUGGGAUCACCACUGUUUUAACCAUGACCACACUAAGCAUCAGUGCCCGGCACUCCUUGCCAAAAGUGUCGUAUGCAACUGCCAUGGACUGGUUCAUAGCUGUUUGCUUCGCUUUCGUCUUCUCUGCUCUUAUUGAAUUUGCGGCUGUCAACUAUUUUACCAAUCUUCAGACACAGAAGGCCAAAAGGAGGGCACAGAUUGCAGCCUCACCCCCAGUGACAAUAUCAAAAGCGACUGAACCCUUGGAAGCUGAGAUUGUUUUGCAUCCUGAUUCCAAGUAUCAUCUGAAGAAAAGAAUCUCCUCUCUGACCUUGCCAAUAGUUCCAUCCCCUGAGGCCAGCAAAGUCCUCACUAGGGCUCCUAUCUUACAGUCAACACCUGUCACACCCCCACCACUAUCUGCAGCCUUUGGAGGCACCAGUAAAAUAGACCAGUAUUCUCGGAUUCUGUUCCCUGUUGCAUUUGCAGGAUUUAACCUUGUAUACUGGGUAGUUUAUCUUUCCAAAGACACAAUGGAAGUGAGCAGCAGUGUUGAAUAGCUUGCAGCCAGGAUAACUUCUAUUCUAUAAGUUCUCAUUUUCUAAUUUUUAAAAAUACAUUAAGAAUUGUAUGGAUGCUUUUCUGAACAUUGAAAACCUGUAACACAUAGCUUUGAGUAAGCAUAUUUGGGCCAAAAAGCAAUAAUGUUACCCCUCAAAACUGGAAGUUGAAGGUUGUUGAAAACUGACUUUUCUAUAUGUUAGAGGAAGAAUUUGUAUGAGAAUAAGAUGCCCUGAAGAUGAAUUUGCCAAUCUUUGUCUUUCAAUGUUCAAUAUUUUAAUUGUCACUGUGAAGAGCAUUAACCACAAAGAUAAAAUAAGAAAUGCUAAUACUUCCAAAGGUUGCCUUAAAAUAUGUUUAUUUUGGCUUAGUUGUCAAAGAGUACACAAUAUAAAUAGUCUAAAUAUUUAUCAAUAGGUUAAUACCAGCAUGUUGAAGGCCUUUGUGCUAGUAAAAUGGUUUCCAGUGACAUUGUUAAGCCUGUAUUAACAAUUAACAGUUAAGCCUGAACUUAGCCAUUUGUUUUUAACCUUGCUGUGCUAUUUUACCUCAAUAAAUACAUAAAGUAUACAUAUGUAUAUCGCUUUAAUUAAGCUGCAAUACAGUGGUGUUUUUUCCCAUUAGGAGCUCCUUUAAAAAUAAUAUGCUCAUCAUAAUUCCAUGAGAUUGUAGAAAAAAAUGAGACUAUAAGGAAACUUUGUUAUAUUUUGACUGUGGUUAUAUCUCAUAUUUUCUACCUUUUUAAGUAUGCCACUAAAUAAAACAAAAAUAAACAUGGUUCCCUGGAUCUGGUUAAUAAAGAUAGGGAAAAAGAGCUUUCUCUUAAAUAUGAAGAAAUGAAGUGGUUACCUCUACCCAAUGUUAGAGUCCCCAGUGAUUCUGACAGGUAGAAGGUAUGGGACAGGCAGUCUCAGUCAUCUCACUCUAAAGAGAGUUAAGUUUGUAUUCACAGAGAUGAUUUUUCAUGUCUUUCCUGCUUCACUCAACAUGCUUUCGGUUGUGAGAUGAAUAAGGUCUGAGCAUCCAGUGUAUAAUAUGACAACUAGAGUACAGCACUAUAUUACAUAAUUAAAAUUUGGUAAAAGAGUAGAACUUGAAUGUUCUCAGCAAAA